This is a messenger RNA of Haliotis rubra (blacklip abalone), 723 nucleotides long. Its product is annotated as dynein heavy chain-like. The record is from RefSeq and is a predicted model, not a curated record. The transcript has a single exon. Bases 1 to 723 code for a protein of 240 amino acids. NCBI's taxonomy places the organism in Eukaryota, Metazoa, Mollusca, Gastropoda, Lepetellida, Haliotidae.
AUGCGUAACACUCCGCUACGUAGAACACGGAAACCUAUCUCUGAAACCCAGUACCCUAUCUCUGUCACCCAGUACCUUAUCUCUGUCAUCCAGUACCCUAUCUCUGUCACCCAGUACCCUAUCUCUGUCACCCAGUAUCCUAUCUCUGUCACCCGGUACCCUAUAUCUGUCACCCGGUACCCUAAGUCUGUCAUCCAGUACCCUAUCUCUGUCACCGGGUACCCUAUGUUUGUCACCCAGUACCUUAUCUCUGUCACCCAGUACCCUAUGUCUGUCACCCAGUACCCUAUCUCUGUCACCCAGUACCCUAUGUCUACCUCCCAGUACCGUACCUCUGUCACCCGGUACACUAUGUCUGUCACCCAGUACCCUAUGUCUGUCACCCAGUACCCUAUGUCUGUCACCCAGUACCCUAUGUCUGUCACCCAGUACCCUAUCUCUGUCACCCAGUACACUAUGUCUGUCACUCUGUACCCUAUGUCUGUCACCCAGUACCCUAUGUCUGUCACCCGGUACCCUAUGUCUGUCACCCGGUACCCUAUCUCUGUCACCCGGUACCCUAAGUCUGUCAUCCAGUACCCUAUCUCUGUCACUCAGUACCCUAUGUUUGUCACCCAGUACCUUAUCUCUGUCACCCAGUACCCUAUGUCUGUCACCCAGUACCCUAUCUCUGUCACCCAGUACCCUAUGUCUACCUCCCAGUACCAUACCUCUGUCACCUAG